AUGGCUCACCCCGCCCUAGAACAAGAUGGGAAACAAGGUGCAAGCUCAAUUGCUGGCUCUUGUCUGCCCCCGCGAUCCUUCGAUCCUCUGAAUCAAUACGGAGCCAGGUCAAAAUCUGAUGCCACGUUUGAGGAGGAGUAUGCUCGGGCCAACAGAGAUUUAGACGAAGAGCCGGCGAACCUUGAAUCAAGGAAGACUUGGCUAAGCCUCAUAUUUUUGGUCUUGUUCGUCGGGCCAGCCGUUGCAACAUUCUUUAUAACUGCGAAAGACUGGGCUGACCCUUUGAUCCGCGUGGUGCCGCCAGAUGACUCAAAGCAAGUGCAAGAUAUCUUCUUUGGUGGCAAUGCGUGGCUGAUCUCAUGUGUCACAGUGAAAUCGGCAGCAGCCAAGCCGCCAUCAACUUUACAGGCAGCUGCGGAAUUACUGCGACCUCGCGGGGUGCGUGUUGCUCGAGUUCAUUGCUGGGAGCCUCUGGAAACUAAGAAGGGGCUCCGCAGCUUGGCGCAAAGGUUCGGAUUCCGGGAUAAGCCGCCUGUGGUAAUGGCAACCAGGGGCAAAGGUACUCCCACCCUGCUAGCUGCGACGGGUCUUCAACCCGAAGCUCUGGCUGCAAAAGUCCUUGCGGCCGUGAUACCAGAGGAGUCGGUCAAUGUCAAGGCCACCGUUCGUGAAGGAGGGUACGGGAAGUCAGGGCAUCGAAAGGAAAAAGUCGGCAAGCGCCCAGAGGAAGCCGAUCAUGCUCAGGAGAUCAAAGACGACUUGGAGGUGCACACGCAGCCUGAGGAAGAGGAAGUCAUCAACCUGGACAUGGACUGA
Messenger RNA from Symbiodinium pilosum, 816 nucleotides. The record is from the annotation of a GenBank genome assembly. NCBI's taxonomy places the organism in Eukaryota, Dinophyceae, Suessiales, Symbiodiniaceae.